AUGCGCGUGGAGAAAGACUCUUCCACAGACGCGAUUCUUCAAACAGACGGAGGAAUAGACCCUGACAACGAAGUGAAAGGCCCCAAGCUACUUCUCCUUUCCAUUGGUCUCUGCCUCUGCACCUUCCUGGUUGGCUUGGACUUCAACUUGAUCGCAAGGGCGAUUCCAGUCAUUACUUCGGACUUCCAUUCAAUCGGAGAUGUGGGUUGGUAUGGGAGCGCGUUCUUUAUUUCACUAUGUUCCAGCCAACCCGUUGCCGGCAAGACCUACAGCUUGUUUUCGAAAAAGGUUGCCUACUUGAGCUAUGUUGCUCUGUUCGAGGUCGGGAGUUUAGUUUGUGCGCUUGCUCCAUCAUCCCCAGUCCUCUUAGUGGGAAGGGCUAUUGCUGGUCUAGGAGCUUCCGGGAUCUUCGCUGAUGGAUUGGUUAUCUUGACUUCCGUGAUCCCGCUUCACAAGCGAGCAGUCUGGACUGGAACCCUAAACUCGACUUUUGCCAUUGCAAGCAUGGUCGGGCCUAUUCUCGGGGGAGCACUUACCCAACAUGUUACAUGGCGAUGGUGUUUCUACAUCAAUCUCCCUAUCGCCGGAUUCUCCGCCGUCAUUAUACUGUUAUUUUUCCACAUCAAACGGGCUCCCACCGAAAGUAUACCCUUAGGGAUAAAACUACGGAGUUUGGAUGUCGUUGGCUUCUUGCUCUUUGCUGGUUCUGUUAGCAUGCUGCUAAUCGCACUACAAUUUGGUGGAACCAGUCAGAGAUACUCCUGGCACUCGGCAAAUAUAAUUGGAUUAUUCGCAGGUGCUGGGGUAGUGAUGUGCAUAUUUGUCGGAUGGCAAUUUCAUAUGCAGGAAGCAGCUUUGAUUCCUCCCCGACAGUUCACCUCUAGCAGAAACAUCUCCCUUAUUUGUGCUUCUUCCUUCUUCGCAAAUGGAGCGUUUCAAUGUAUCAUAUACUGGCUUCCAAUCUGGUUCCAAGCUGUUCUUGGGGCUUCUCCAACCUCAAGUGGUGUCAAGUAUUUGCCCACCGUCAUAUCCGACGUCCUCACCUCAUUAAUCGCGGCGGGUCUGGUGACCAAACUGGGACGGUGGAACCCCUUUCUUAUUUUCGGCACCGCAAUGGUAUCACUUGGUGGUGGGCUUUUGACGACUCUGCAUCCUUCGACAUCCGAUGGUCAUUGGAUAGGAUUCCAGAUUUUAGGUGGCAUUGGAUAUUCUCUUAUCGUCACCAUGGCCCACAUAGGAGUUCAGGCAUCUGUUCCCCAAGACUUGUGCCUGUGGGUGCGACCACCCUUCUCUUCGUUAUUUCCGCAAGCUGUGCCAUAUUCCUGGCUAUUGGUGAAGCGGUCUUCCAAACUCAGCUCAAGAAUGAACUUGCCGAUAUCGCUUCUGCGACGGUCGCCAAUGCAGUGAUAUCCGCAGGGGCUUCAGG
Molecule: messenger RNA, 1426 nt
Organism: Aspergillus neoniger CBS 115656
Lineage: Eukaryota; Fungi; Ascomycota; Eurotiomycetes; Eurotiales; Aspergillaceae
Product: MDR family MFS transporter
Exons: 4
Coding region: 1-1407 (468 amino acids)
Biological process (GO): transmembrane transport
Molecular function (GO): transmembrane transporter activity
Source: RefSeq, a predicted model, not a curated record